Peromyscus leucopus (white-footed mouse) is the source of this 3337-nucleotide messenger RNA. It is a transcript of the gene Slc40a1, whose product is annotated as solute carrier family 40 member 1. Gene Ontology annotation, cellular component: basolateral plasma membrane. The transcript has 8 exons. Bases 330 to 2054 code for a protein of 574 amino acids. NCBI's taxonomy places the organism in Eukaryota, Metazoa, Chordata, Mammalia, Rodentia, Cricetidae. Gene Ontology annotation, biological process: iron ion transmembrane transport. The record is from RefSeq and is a predicted model, not a curated record. Gene Ontology annotation, molecular function: iron ion transmembrane transporter activity; peptide hormone binding.
GCGGCGGCGGCGGCGGCGGCGGCGGCGAGAGCAGGCUCAGGGUCUCUCCGGCGGCCCGUGGAUCCUCCAACCCGCUUCCAUAAGGCUUUGACUUUCCAACUUCAGCUACAGUGUUAGCUAAGUUUGGAAAGAAGACAGAAAGAGACUCCGGUGGCAGCUUUGCUGUUAUUCUUUGUCCUAGUUGUCCUUUGGGGUCUUGGGCAGGCACAACGCUGUCGUGCUUUUAGCGGUGCUAUCUCCGGUUCCUUGCACUCCUGUGAACAAGCCCCUGGGCAAGAGCAGCUACAGCAACCAACAUCAGAACAAGCAAGGGGAGAGCGCCUGGUGUCAUGACCAAGGCAAGCGACCAGAGCCGCCAGGAAGGAUGCUGCGGAUCCUUGGCAAACUACCUGACCUCGGCAAAAUUCCUUCUCUAUCUUGGGCACUCUCUCUCCACUUGGGGGGAUCGGAUGUGGCACUUCGCAGUGUCUGUGUUUCUGGUGGAACUCUAUGGGAAUAGCCUCCUGUUGACGGCUGUCUAUGGGCUGGUGGUGGCAGGCUCUGUUCUGGUCCUGGGAGCCAUCAUUGGUGACUGGGUUGACAAGAACGCCAGACUGAAAGUGGCCCAGACUUCGCUGGUGGUACAGAAUGUCUCCGUCAUCCUCUGCGGAAUCAUCCUGAUGAUGGUUUUCUUACAUAAGAAUGAGCUUCUGACCAUGUAUCACGGAUGGGUCCUCACUGCCUGCUACAUCCUGAUUAUCACUAUUGCAAAUAUUGCCAAUCUGGCCAGUACUGCUACUGCAAUCACAAUCCAGAGGGACUGGAUCGUUGUUGUGGCGGGAGAAAACAGAAGCAGAUUGGCAGAUAUGAAUGCUACCAUCAGAAGGAUUGACCAGCUGACCAACAUCCUGGCCCCCAUGGCUGUUGGCCAGAUUAUGACAUUCGGCUCCCCGGUCAUCGGCUGUGGUUUCAUUUCGGGGUGGAAUUUGGUGUCCAUGUGUGUGGAGUACUUCUUGCUCUGGAAGGUUUACCAGAAAACCCCUGCACUGGCUGUGAAAGCCGCUCUCAAAGUUGAGGAGGCAGAACUGAAGCAGCUGAACUCACCCAAAGAUACUGAGCCAAAAUGUCUGGAGGGAACUCACCUAAUGGGUGAGAAAGACUCCAACAUCCGCGAACUUGAACCUGAGCAAGAGCCCACGUGCGCUUCCCAGAUCGCGGAGCCCUUCCGCACCUUUCGAGAUGGAUGGGUCUCCUACUACAACCAGCCGGUGUUUCUGGCUGGCAUGGGCCUGGCUUUCCUCUACAUGACAGUCCUGGGCUUUGAUUGCAUUACCACAGGGUACGCCUACACUCAGGGGCUGAGUGGCUCCAUCCUCAGUGUUCUGAUGGGAGCGUCAGCAAUAACUGGAAUAAUGGGAACUGUGGCUUUCACUUGGCUGCGCCGAAAAUGCGGUCUUGUUCGGACCGGUCUGUUCUCAGGACUGGCACAGCUCUCCUGUCUGAUCUUGUGUGUGAUCUCCGUGUUCAUGCCUGGCAGCCCCUUGGACCUCUCUGUUUCUCCCUUCGAAGAUAUCCGUUCUAGGUUUAUGCAGGUGGAACCAGUGCCCCCAACUACCAAAAUACCCGAGACCGUCUUUUCAACCGGAACGCCUAUGUCCAACGUGUCUAAUAUUGUUAAUACUGUCCAGGAGAUGAGUACUAAAUCCGAGCCCAUAAUCUCCGUCAGCCUGCUCUUCGCAGGCGUCAUUGCUGCUAGAAUCGGUCUUUGGUCCUUUGAUUUAACCGUAACACAAUUGCUUCAAGAGAACGUAAUUGAAUCUGAAAGAGGCAUUAUCAAUGGCGUGCAGAACUCCAUGAACUACCUUCUCGACCUUCUGCAUUUCAUCAUGGUCAUCUUGGCCCCAAAUCCUGAAGCUUUUGGCUUGCUCGUAUUGAUUUCAGUCUCCUUUGUGGCAAUGGGCCAUCUUAUGUAUUUCCGAUUUGCCCAGAAGACUCUGGGCAACCAGCUUUUUGUCUGUGGUCCCGAUGAAAAAGAAGUUACAGAUGAAAACCAACCUAACACAUCUGUUGUGUAAAAAUAGUGUCACUGCGGCCCCUGUUACUAGAUUGUGGAGAGCAUGUGUGCUUAUUCUGUACUGCAGAAUUCCAAUAAACGCCUGCAUAUUUUUUUGAUUUUACCACAGCUGUGCCUUGAGGGCUAAGAGUACUAACUAACCUAAGUCAGCAAAGGUGAACUGGUUGUUUCCCCUUACAUUUAGACAUGGAAAAAAAAAGGAAGAGAGAAAGAAAAGGUCGGUGUACAUAUGGAGAGUAUAUAAUGGUAAAACGAAGUUCCCUUAUUCUUAAGGGUAUAUGAAAUUUUACAGAGAGUGGCUAUCAGGUGAGCUAAAUUAUUCCUCAGCAGAUAUUUGCUGCAUCUACUAGAAUUCAGAUCAAUCAAUUCUCCCUAAGACUCACUUUUGUAAACAUAUGGCCCACUUCCCUUUUCUAGAUCUGUAAUAUCUCAGUUAUGUUAUAGAAUCAGGCUUUUCUCCGUGUCUGAAGAUUAUAGUCUAAUAACCAGUAUUAUCCUUCUUAAGCCCCUUCCACUUGAGAAAUUUAUUGUAUGUGGAGAAUGAAAUAGGUAACCAGAAUUGUCCGAAAAGGUUUAUAGUUUAACCUUUGCAUUUGGACUAUCAGACAGGGCACCAUGUUACAGUAACGUGUGUGUAGCUCUUUAUAAAAUGACUCUCUCAAGCUGCAGGCAUGCACAAGCAAAGCUGUAGAUUUCUAGUGCAGUGUGGAAGGACCUACAGGAUGUUAUUAGUGUGGCUGUAGAAGCUGAAGGUUAAGCACUACACCUAAGGGCGAGGCCCUCAUGUCACCAGAAUCACUGUCAACAGUGGUCACUAACGGUCUGGGUAUGUGAGGCAGCUGGCCCCAAGCCUGGCAAGUUACAUGCCGAAAAGCAGCCCACCCUUGGGAAUGACUGGGAAUCAUUUGAUGGGUUCGUAUAGAACUUUUCACUCUUACUGACUUGGGCCUAGGUAUUCAGUAUCUCUGCAUUAUUCUAGAGCAAAAAAAAAAAUAGUCACAAAAGUUUCCCUUUCAAUAUCUCUGAAAAGAAUAAAAGGAAGAACUGUUUUGUAUAUAUUUUUAAAACUGUUUUGCAAAUUAUUUUGUAACAUGCCAGUACCGACAUGGGACAUUGCCUUAACUUUUGAUGCACUUUCAUGGAGACUGCAAUACAUUGCUACGAGCACUUUCUUUGUCUCCGAGUUUAAUCUUUUCCUUCAUCUUUCUACAGUAUGACAUAAUGAUUUACUAUGUUGUAAAAUCUGCAUAAAUAUUUCUAUAUAAAAUGUUUUAAAAAUCUUAA